AUGCUGAUCGGGGUAUUGAUGGACAGAUCUAUUGUUUUCUUCAACCAGAACGCAUUUUGGUCCCCUUCCGAAUUGAUUCGCGCUGAAGAGAUAUCUUCCUCACCAAAAGUCUCACGAUCAAAUGUGAUGGUUCGACCAUUGCUGAACAAGUCACUUACUUCUCUAGAUUCGAGGGCCUUACAGAUUACUCUUUUAAGUCAUGCUCAGGUACAUGUUAAAGUAAAACCGACUCGAUCGAAUGGUCCUCAUAUCUCCUCCUUCCUGCAUACAGACAUCGAAAAACCGGGAUCUCCAGGAACUGUUUACGCGACUGUCAGUGUUACAUCAUUGGAAAAUCCUCUGAAUAUCCACCACUCAAUUUUCGAACCAGAAGCUGUAGCCCUGUUUGAGUUAGUUCGAUUGGGUCAGCAAUCUAAAUGGCAGCUUCAGUUGAAGUUUCAGUAUCCUGCACUUUCAUUGAGCUCAAAAGUUGGAUUAACUCUCGAAGCGGUUGAUGCUGAAAUCGCCACAGUAGGGCACAUUCCAUCUUCCAGUCGGCAUUUCCUUGAAGUUACACUCCUGCCUCAAUUCGCGUUUCAAAUCCGUCUACCUCAAGAACUUCACCUCUCUGUCUCCGAGGUUGCUCUUGUUAAUUCAACUGUGAUAACAGAAACGGGUGCAGUGGUUGUGACAAAAUCCAUUGACCUUGAAACCCCGGGUACUGAUCGAUUGGAGAUUGCUUUUACCGUUGUCGAUCGAAAUAAUAUUCUAUUGAGUAGUAUGGCUGACUUGAAGCUAGUGAUCAAUAUAUUGGUUUAUAAUGAACACAGUCCAGAGAUAUUAAAUGCGGAAAAUCUUCCGGUUGGAAGUGAGGUACUUCAACUCGAAGCUCGUGAUCCAGAUUUCUCAGCAACAAGGCUCAAUUCUUGUAAUCUUUAA
Molecule: messenger RNA, 918 nt
Organism: Rodentolepis nana
Lineage: Eukaryota; Metazoa; Platyhelminthes; Cestoda; Cyclophyllidea; Hymenolepididae
Source: the annotation of a GenBank genome assembly